Messenger RNA from Besnoitia besnoiti, 678 nucleotides. RefSeq lists its product as uncharacterized. The transcript has a single exon. The record is from RefSeq and is a predicted model, not a curated record. Lineage: Eukaryota; Apicomplexa; Conoidasida; Eucoccidiorida; Sarcocystidae. The coding region runs from base 1 to 678 and encodes 225 amino acids.
AUGACGGUCUCACGCAUAAUGCACGGUGUUGCUGUGCUGGUGGCCACUCAGCUUUUCUCAUGGGCGAACGCAGAGGAUGCUGUCCUGCCUGCUGGCGUUAACCCCCCUGAAGACCCACAAGCAGCUAUGACGAGCGACGAACCGGUACAUGAGGUUGCUGAGGACCAAGUAGACAUUAUGAGAGCGAUGAACCACCGCCGCCGAUAUACCGCCCCGUAUGUCUUGCCUCAGCCAUAUCACUAUCGUGUUGCGCCUUACUAUUACCCCCGCUAUCUCGAGGAGCAGACGGCGUCGCAAUUAGAUGAUCCGCAGAUUGUCGAUACUCCUCAGAAAUAUGAUGACACCCAACCGUUGACAAAUGCGAGUGAACUUUCGCCUCACCAUCAUCACCGCUAUGUUCCUGUACCGUAUGGCUACUACUACGCGCCCAUUGGAUACUACGCUUCGCCGUAUCCUGUCAGCCGCCCGUACCCGAGGUAUCUCAAAGGUUUACAUCGCGCUGCUGCCGUUGACAGGAACGCUGCCGCUCUCUCCAAGCGCUCGGCUGCUUCGAAAAAAUUAAGGAGCAUGGGACACCGAAGAUAUGGCUAUUACUACUACGUCUCCAGCAGUCCAUACUACCGCUCGUACUACGGCUACAGGAGCUAUCCUUACGGGUAUGUCCGUUACCUGUAUUAA